GCGUUAAUCGCUGCGUACAUUUUCGCGAUUAGUUUCUUUUGCUCUCUGUCAGUGCACGCGCGAAAUCAGUGGAUCGGUGCUUUUUGUGUCAAAUCCGUGGACUUGGAUAUGUCUGCGGACAUGGGUUAUACUUCCGGAUUUAACAUGACGAUGCGGUAGUGGAUGACUUCGCAGUAGCGGACUCAAGGUUGAAUUUGAAGAAGAAAAAGAUAUUUUUCGCGUGCUGCAGCACAGGGGAGGAAGAGAUUCUAGAUGCUAGGCCGGAUCAAAACGAAAUAGAAAAAAGAAAGAACACGAAAGAGAGAAUUAUUAGCGGGAAGAGGAAACGAGGACGAGAGAUAGGGGAGGAAAGAGGGACGGGGAGGAAGAAGGAGGAGGAGGAAGAGGAGGAGGAGAGAAAGUAAGAGAAAGAGUGAGGGAGGGAGAGGGAUGGGCGCUGGGAUGGGUAGAAGCGGCACGAGCGGCGGUCUGCUCGAGGCACUUCCCACAGGAACUCCACUACACGUGGCGAUGCUCGGUCUUGACAGCGCUGGGAAAACUACCGCCUUAUACAGACUGAAAUUUGACCAGUAUCUCAAUACCGUACCGACUAUUGGCUUUAACUGUGAGAGAAUUCGCGGUGGCAUCGGAAAAGCUAAAGGUGUUAAUUUUCUUGUGUGGGACGUCGGUGGGCAAGAAAAGCUACGGCCGCUGUGGAAAUCUUACACAAGAUGCACCGAUGGUAUUAUUUUUGUCGUUGACUCUUGCGAUACUGAACGACUUGAGGAGGCAAAAAUGGAGCUCACCAGAACGGCGAGAAGUCCCGACAAUACGGGUGUGCCGAUCCUAAUCCUCGCCAACAAACAAGAUUUGCCCGGUGCGAAAGAAGUUAGUGAACUGGAGAAGCAUCUGGGAGUGUUGGAACUAACCGGAAUGCCAGGCAGCGCUUGUAUUCGUGUGCAACCAGCGUGCGCUAUUACAGGCGAAGGACUUCACGAAGGCUUAGACACAUUGUACCAGCUGAUAUUGAAACGACGCAAAUUGGCUAAACUGAAUCGGAAACGGGCCAGGUAG
This is a messenger RNA of Cyphomyrmex costatus, 1053 nucleotides long. RefSeq names its product ADP ribosylation factor-like 4 (gene Arl4). The record is from RefSeq and is a predicted model, not a curated record. NCBI's taxonomy places the organism in Eukaryota, Metazoa, Arthropoda, Insecta, Hymenoptera, Formicidae. Bases 430 to 1053 code for a protein of 207 amino acids. Gene Ontology annotation, molecular function: GTP binding; GTPase activity. The transcript has 4 exons.